This is a messenger RNA of Acanthochromis polyacanthus (spiny chromis), 3615 nucleotides long. RefSeq names its product zinc finger and BTB domain-containing protein 39. Bases 158 to 2662 code for a protein of 834 amino acids. The record is from RefSeq and is a predicted model, not a curated record. The transcript is spliced from 4 exons. Gene Ontology annotation, biological process: regulation of cytokine production; regulation of immune system process; negative regulation of transcription by RNA polymerase II. Lineage: Eukaryota; Metazoa; Chordata; Actinopteri; Pomacentridae. Gene Ontology annotation, molecular function: protein binding.
GCGACGGACAAUGAAAAAAGCCUGUAAUUGUAAAAUGUAGGAGCUGUGGAAAACCACCGGAGUCCGAGUGAAAACUAAAGAAGAGAGACGAUUUUUCUCCGUCUACACACGAUUAUAAAUGGUUGGACUUCAGUGAGCCGGAGCUGCAGCAGCAGGGAUGAGGAUCCGGCUGCAGGGUCCCGGUCACGCUGCCAGCCUUCUCGCUGAGCUCAACCGCUGCCGUCAGAACCGUCAGUACUGUGAUGUUUUCCUUCAAGUUGGGAACCGGACGUUUGCCGCCCACCGUGCGGUGCUCGCCUGCGCUGGGACGUACUUCCGUAACCUCUUCACCAGAACUCCGGCCUCGUCCACCGCCGCCUUCUCUCUGGAGUUCAUCUCUCCGGCCAACUUCGAGAAGGUGCUGACGUUCGUCUACACGGGGGAGAUCCUGACCGACCUGAUCGACGUCGGGGUUCUGUAUGAGCUGGCUGAGAUGCUCGGCGUCAGGGAGCUGGUCAGGGCUUGUCACGCCACCUUCCCCGACCUGCAGGCUUCUGUCACUGCCAAGUGUAAAUCCAACAGUCCUGGAGAUCUCAGUCUGGACUCCAGCAUGGUGACUGCAGCGUCCAGAGUGGCUGCAGCCUUCGUUCCUGCCUCCUCCAUGUGUUCGUCGGCCACCUCCUGCUCCUCUCUGUCCUCAUCAGCCGGUCCGUCUGCUGCUCCGACCCCUGCUGCUCCUCCUUCGCCGGUCUUCCAGCCCAGGGCAGCCGCAACGGGCCGAGAAACACAGACUGGAGCUCUGAUUCUAGACCUGAAGGCAGAAGACGUCCAGUCUCACAUCGGCUAUGGUCAGAUGACAGAUCAUCAGCUCCCAGGUCUGUUGACCGGUCAGAGUGAAGGGAUGCUGCCUCCGGCUCCGGUGCUGCAGCUGAAGACCGAGCAGGUCCUGGAGGUCCGGGAGGCCGGAGGCAGCUGUGAGGACGCAGAUGGUCAGACGGUUUCUGAGAGUGUCGGCGUCAGUAAUCCGGCACCGUCCUCCUCCUGCUCCCUACCGGACUCCUCAGCUCAGCUCGGAGCGGAUUCCUGCGCCCCGACGUCGUCCUCAGGCGAAGCUCUCGGCGGCCUGCAGGUGGCGCCGGUGGAGGAUGUCCAGAGAGACGGCAGGCUGAUGUUUGGGGAGGUGGAGGAACGCGAGGCUGAGGAGGAGAGGGAGGCUAACGGGGCGAUGGAGACGGAGGAGGACGAGCAGUGGAGGCAGCUGGCCGGAGAAAUCAUCGAGCUGAGCGACGACGAGAACUUCAUGGAGGAGGCAGAGGAGGAGGACGAUGAAGACGACCUGGUGUGUGUGGAGAACGGAGGAAACACCAGCAGCCAGGUUCCAGGGUCCAUGCUGUCCUGUAAAUCCUGUGCGGCUCCUCUACUUGCCGACCCGGCCGCCAUCAGGAGACACUCUGAGACCCACCUGACCGAGCUGGGCCUCUGCAGACUCUGUGGAGCUUCGUUUCAGGACCGAGCCGCCGGCCUCUCCCACUGCCUCUCGCAUGUUGGGGUGCAGCUGUUCACCUGCGACAUGUGUCAGCUGCAGUUCUGCAGCCAGAGCAAGCUGCUGCGACACCACCGACACUCGGCCUCCAGCUACAGCCUCCCACAGGGGGCGCUGACGAGCAGCAGCCCCGGUUCUGAGCUGCAGUGCUCCGUGUGCACCAAGACCCUCAGCAAGGACUUCCAGAGCGUCAGGAACCACCUGCUGGGUCACGUCUGUCCUCAGAGCCUCACCUGUUCGGUGUGCCACCUCCCCCAGCCCUCCCUCUGCUCCCUGCUGUACCACGCCCUCACCCACCUGUCCUUGCCCGUCUUCACCUGCCCCCACUGCGCCCGCUGCUUCGUUGAGCGCCCCCUGCUGGACCGGCACAUGGUCGUGCACGCCGAGGAGGCGGCAGCAAAGGAAAGGGAGCGCUGGACGCUGAGGGCCUUCAGAGUCGGGUCGGACGGAGGCGGAGGCGAGGUGGAAGAGCUGCACUGCUUCCUGUGUCCGCAGACGUUCAGGUCAUCCUCGGCCUUCCAGUACCACCUCAGCCUGCACUCCGCCGAGUCGCCGAGUUCUGGAGGCGCCAUCGGAGGCGUCGGGGGUCAGGGUUGGUCGGGGAAGCGUAAAGCCGAGCAGCCUCUGGAGGGACCGACGCCCCCCUCGCCUCCGCGGGACGUCGUCAGAAUGAGCAGUCUGGGUUUAGGAAGCUUCAGCUUACCGGAGAAGUUCUUCCAGGGCCCGCCUCCCAACCUGUUCUCUGGGGUCCGAACCAACGGGACCUCCGGACCUGACGGGGCGGCCGGGCCGGCUGGGGUCCGGGUGAAGUGGUACCGGUGUCGCUACUGCGGGAAACAUUUCGCCCACUCGGGGGAGUUCACCUACCACCUCCGCAUCCACACCGGGGAGAAACCCUACCAGUGCAAAGUGUGUCUGCGCUUCUUUCGAGGCCGGUCCACCAUGAUCUGCCACCUGAAGACGCACGCCGGCGCCCUCAUGUACCGCUGCACCGUCUGCGGACUUUUCUUCUCCACGCUGAAGCUGGUGUCAUCCCACAUGGAGCUGCACAAAGACCACCUGCCUCCGGACUUCAACAUCGAGCAGACCUUCAUGUACAACGACCACUCCAAGGAGCCGCUGGCCGCCGUGGACGCCUGAGGACCUCAGACUGAUCAAAGGAGACCUGGACUGCAGCUACACAUAAAUUAUUAGUGAUAAGAUUUUUACUGGUCAUUUAGUUUUUAAAUUGUCAGAAAAAUUAUUUAAAAUUUGAAAAUGGCAUCUCCAAGUUGCUGCCAAAACUAUCUGAAAAUUCUCACCUGAACCCUAACCCUUUAUUUAAUCUUUUUUUUUAAAUUUUCAGAAAAAAUGAAAUGAAAUGAAUAUAUAUCCAAUGUUGCAUCUUCAAAUUACUUCCACAACACAAAAAUCUGAAAAUUCUAACAUUUUAUAAGCUGCAAAAUACUUUCUUGUUUCUUACAAUUUAAAAAAAAAAGGGGUUUUGACAGCCUCAAGUUGCUUUUAAACGAAAGACAGCAAACCUUUCCUUUCAGUUUAAAGGCUGGAACCAGAGAAUGUUUGGCAUUUUUGCAAAUUAAUUUUAGACUUUUUAUUUUCAGAAAUAAAAAAACUAAAUAAAUAAAAUAUAUAUCCAACGUUGCAUCUUCAAAUUACUUCCAAAACACAAAAAUUGACAAUUUCUCAUGUUGGCCGAAACCAGAGAGAGAUUUGGCAUUUUUGCAAAAUAAUUUCUGACCAUUAUUAUUGAUUUUAUGUUUAUUAUGUUUUUACACUUUUAGAAAAUGUUAGAAGAUGCGUUCAAAGGGGCUUCUCCAAAUUGCUUCUAAAACAAUGAAAAUAUAAAAAUUCUUGCAUUUUAUAAGCUGGAAUCGGGGAAUAAUCGGGGAAUAAUCGGGGAAUAAUCGGCCUUUUUGCAAAACACUUUUUAGAUUAUUUUUGUCAUUUGUUUUUUAUUUAAGAAGUAACAAACACAUAUAUAAGUCCACAAUUUAUUGCAUUUUAAAAGCUGGAAACAUAAUUUAUUUGGCAAUUUUGUAUGUCGUCGAAAUUGGGUCAAAAGUCACAUGCGCGUAACACGUACCGCACGCAAG